UUUCACAAAUCAAAUUAGCAUUCUGAACCCCGGGACACAUGAUCAAUAGUCUUACAAUGAGGCUCAAAUUUAUUUGUAGUGCUUUGUAUCCUCCUCUUCACUCCGGGAGAACUCCUCCGAAACCUGUCUGGUGCCCUUUCUUACUCUGUGGCACCAGUGGUUGCAGCUCCCAGGACAUCUAAUUAGAGGGUUGCUAAGAGUUCACAAGGCUAGAAGGACAACAUACUCUGGUGGCGCUCAUGGGUGCAGCUCCCAGCCGCCACCAGCAGAUGGAGCCGUCUCUCGGACCUGCCGGCUCAUUGGCCUAAUCCUCUUAAGAUGCCCUCUCCAGAGCCAUCUGGACGGCUCCUGCUCAGACCAGCUACUCUCUCUUUCUCUGCCUGGGCCGCUAUGUACAAGCUGUGUCCCGGCGCCGACGAGGAGAGCAGCGGGAACGACCGCUCCUCUCUCCACUCCUCCUCCUUCUGGUCCGACGGAGAGGAGGAGCUAGAGGUCGUGGAGCGGGCGGGUCGUGGGGAAGGCUCGGCAGCGGCACCAGGCUCUGUGAGCGCUCCAUUGAACCCGGCGGUGACAUCAGCCGACCCUCCACCCGCCGGCCAAUUGGAGAGCAGGGGCCACACCGGAGACUGUUCACAUGGGAGCGUGGGUGAAGAGGAUGGUGACGAUGAAGAUGGCAGUGACGAUGAAGAUAGUGUUUCUGAUGAAAUUGAUGUGGAAGGUUAUGAAGAUGGCAGUGAUGAUGAAGGUAGUGGUAGUGAUGAAGAAGAUGCCGGUGGGGAUAAAGAUGUUGGCAGUGAUGAUGAAGACAGUGGAGCCGAUGAUGAUGAUGGCAGUGUUGACGAUGACUGUGGUGGCGGGGACGAUGAGGAGAAUGGCCUUGACGGUGAUGAAGCUGACGGUGGCGGUGUGAGUGACAGUGUUGUUGAGGAUGAAGAUGACGGUGACAAAGGGCUGGCUGGUGAGAACCGCGGCAGCCCCGCCCCGAGUCACCUGACAUCCGGGUACGGGACGUACAGACCGGACUCGGUCGGUAAGGACACGGAGGCCGGCACCAUCGCGGAGUUCGACGGGGAAACCCUGGCAGGAGACGAGAGCGACGAGGAAGACCUCUACCGCUUCUACUGCGGGGACCCCUCCCCCCCACCCCACCUCCAGCCCACCCGGCCAAUGCCACGCUCACCCGACCCAAGUGAGGCCCUGUCCGGGAUGGGGCAUCGCAGCCAACCUGGCCUCGAAGAAGAGGAGUGGAGAGGAGAAGAAGACAGGAAGUGUCCAGCGCCAGACGGGAAGUAUUCAGCCGAUCAACGCGAGGAUCCUCCUCCCCCGCAGGCUGGCGUCGGUGAACAGUGCCCCUGGAGGUCAGAGGGAGACGAGUGCCGCAGUGGGUCUGCGCUAGCGGAGCGCUGGACAGACAGACGGGACCAGCAGACGGAGCAGGAGCCGGAGCCGGAGCCGGAGCCGGAGCUAGGGGCGUUCAGUAGCAACACGGAGAUCCGCUUCAUCGACUCCCACCCGGAGCCUGGCUGUGCUGGAGCCUUGUGGGAUAGCCUGGGACCCAGAGACCCGGAUGUCAGCAGCCUAGAGGAGAGGCUCGGAGGUCUGCGGGUGGCUACCGCAUCGGCCCAUCGCCAUGGCGGUGACGGCGACGAGGAGACGGAGAACGAGGACGUCACCGGCCAGAGCGAUGACGUCACGAGCCAGAGCGACGGGCGCAGCUCGUCCGGCCUCUCGCUCACCGCCUUCGAGUCGUUUGUCAGAGACAUGGUCCGAAUGCAGACAGAGAGGGCGCUGAAACCCAGACCCAAGUCUUUCAUCCGCCCGGUGCUGGGACACCCUCACACCAGGAACCUGAAGAAGAUGGACCCUUUGACCAGGUAUCUUCAGUACAAACAGGAGUGGGACAUGUUCAAGGUUCCAGGGGAGAAGGACCGGAAAGCGCUGCGCUGGGAGAUCAGGGAGCAGCUGGCCUACCAAGCUCCACCAGCGCGGCCACGGCGGGCCUACGUACCCAACUCCUACGUCGUCCCCACGGACAAAAAACGCUCGGCUCUGCGCUGGGAGGUCAGGAACGACCUCGCCAACGGACUGCUUCCGCCCAAACAAAACUACCGCUUUUAAAAACACACCCACCUUUUAUACUGUUUUUAUAAGCACAUGGUUUAUUUAUUCACAAAUGUAUUAAAGACAUGACUGACA
Messenger RNA from Gadus morhua (Atlantic cod), 2196 nucleotides. It is a transcript of the gene hyls1, whose product is annotated as HYLS1 centriolar and ciliogenesis associated. Lineage: Eukaryota; Metazoa; Chordata; Actinopteri; Gadiformes; Gadidae. Gene Ontology annotation, cellular component: non-motile cilium; centriole. The coding region runs from base 319 to 2118 and encodes 599 amino acids. The transcript is spliced from 7 exons. Gene Ontology annotation, biological process: cilium assembly. The record is from RefSeq and is a predicted model, not a curated record.